Xyrauchen texanus (razorback sucker) is the source of this 2702-nucleotide messenger RNA. It is a transcript of the gene mphosph6, whose product is annotated as M-phase phosphoprotein 6. Gene Ontology annotation, biological process: maturation of 5.8S rRNA. Bases 119 to 625 code for a protein of 168 amino acids. The record is from RefSeq and is a predicted model, not a curated record. NCBI's taxonomy places the organism in Eukaryota, Metazoa, Chordata, Actinopteri, Cypriniformes, Catostomidae. The transcript has 5 exons.
CGUAUUUAUUUUAGCUGGUAGUGUGUAGUCGUGCCGUCCACGAGGAAAAUAUAACCAAAAGAAACACGCUUUAUUUCCAUUAACUCACAUUAAAACUUCUAGUUAAUUCGAAUCUGAAAUGGCAAACGAUGGAUCAACGCAACUAUCAAAAAAUCUCCUGCGGAUGAAGUUCAUGCAGAGAGGGUUGGACGCAGAGGCGAGGAAGCAGCUGGAUGAAGAGGAGAAGAGAAUCAUCAGUGAUGAGCACUGGUUCCUGGAUCUGCCUGAACUCAAGGCCAAAGAAAACUACAUCAUUGAGGAGAGAAGUUAUGUUCCCUGUGAGGAUUUGGUUUAUGGCAGAAUGUCAUUCAGAGGCUUCAAUCCUGAUGUUGAGAAAUUAAUGGUUCUGAUGAAUGCCCCUAAAGACGACGAUGAUGAUGAUGAAGAUGAUAAUGGUAUGAGCAGAAUGGAGACCGAUAUUACAGAUGAAGAGAUGGCCCGAAGAUAUGAAAGUUUGGUUGGAAGCAUGAAGAAAAAGUUUGCAAAGAAGCGAGAUCGUUCCGCAAUCACAGAUAAACAAGAGGACGUGAACUGCAACGUUGUUGAUCUUCAACCAAAAAAGGCGUUCCUAAAGCCUCAAGACUGAGAGAUUUUAAUCGCACAGCUGCGGGCACUGUAAAUGAUUUAUUUUAUAAGGAAUGGACUUUUUUUUUUCUUUUUUUUUAACAUUUGGUUUUAUUUGUUUAGCUACAAUGAGGAAGGGAUUGUUAAAAUCUUUUUUUUAUGGAAAAGAUACAGGACUUGGAUUUGGUUGUAAGUUUAUAUAUUUUUCCACAAUUAAACAUACCAUCAUGAUCCCAGGAAAAAACUAAAUGACAACCCAUUUUUUUCAAGAUAUGUGGGCUAACUCUUUAAACAUUUGGCCCUUAUUUAUUGAGUUUAAGUAAUGGUUCACUCAAAAAUGACAUUUCUCACUGUAUGCAUUCAUUCUAUGGAAAUGAGCCGAGUGAACAUUCUUCCAAAACUCUCUUAUAUGAGGUCAUGCAGGUUUGUAUCAACAUGACUGUGUAUAAAUGAUGAGAGAAUUUUCAUUUUGGGUGCACUAUACCUUUAAAAAUGUUUGAGAUAUUGAGGUCUUUACAAGGAGACAGAACUAAGCUCUAAAAACACUGCCAUUUGGAUUUAAAUAAUCGUUGUGAUCGGGGGUUGCUUUGAUUGGUCAGGUCUAGACUCCGGCAAUACAAUGAAGUCAGUAAAUGUACUGAAUGUCCGGGUUAUCCCAUCAAUGGAUUUUGUCUUUCCUGAUGUCACGGACAUAUUCCAGUAUGACAAUGCCAAGAUUCAUUUGGGUAAAUUUGUGAAAGAGUGGUUCAGGGAGCAUGAAGAAUCAUUUUCACACUUGAACUGGCUAACAAAGAGUCCUGACCUUAACGCCAUUGAUAGUCAGUUAAUCAGCUAAAGGCAGUAUUGAUGAUGGGAGAUUCAAACCACUUCGUAAAGUCUUCUUCAGCACAUCCCAUAGACUUUCAAUGGGGAAUAUGCUCGUGCUGGCAGGAAGGAAAAAAUCCAUUGAUGGGAUAACCUGGUCAUUCUGUACAUUCAGGUAGUCAGCUGAAUUCAUUUUAUUGCCUCAGAGCGUUGUUGAGCCUAGACAUGACCAAUUGAAGCAACUCAAGAUCAUAACCAUUAUUUCAAUCCAAACUGCAUUUAAAUUUAUUUUGGCCAGGCAGUGUAUGUGAAAGCCCCAUUUACAUUUUUGCCACAUGGACAAAAAACAAGUUACAUUAAAAAACAAAAUGCCAAAAUCGAGGUUACAGUGAGGCACUUCUGUAUAAUAGAAGUGAAUGGGGCCAAUUUUGGAAAGGUAAAAAGCAAACUGUUUCAAAAGUGGAACUCCCAAGACAAACAAUAUGUGCUUUGAUAUGAUUUUAGUGAGAGAAAAUAAUUUACUAACCUUUUCUGUGUAAUGUCAACAAACCCUAAAAUAAUUGUAAAAAAAGACAAUUUAAACAACUUUACUGCUCAAAUAAUACAUAAGCUUCACAUUUCUACUUUUAAACCCUGGGUAUACUGAUUAAAUGUAAUCUAGAUUAUAUAAUCAGAUUACAAAAAUGAGUACUUGUAAUUGGACCACAUUUAAUUUCAUAAUAACAUUACUUAAUUAUGGAUUACAUUCUUGAUUACAUUACCAAUUAGUCAAAGGCAAUAACUAGUGCGUAAUUUACUGAUUAUUCUCCUAAAUUUUAAAAGUGUGUUCUGAGCCAGUUGUUAAAUUACAUACAGAGGUCUAGCCAGGUAGCACUACAUAACACUGAAGUGUGUCCCGAUGACAUAACCCCCCAAUUCAAUCUUAAGCGCUUAGAGGUUCUCUAUUUUUCUAUAUGUGUAUAUCUAUAUGGGGAUUGAGCACAUUAUCCAUAUUACCAAGAACAAAGUGAAAUCAAUCAGUCCACAACUACAGCUUCCUUUACUGAAUUCAUAUAAAGUGGCAGGAAAUCAUUGAUUUAUUGCAGAAAAGCCAUAGCAAAAUGUAAAUACUUGUACGUACUUGGAUGUUUCAUGAAUAUCUGAUAAUAAAUGGAUCAAUCAGCUAUUUUAAUAAGCAUUUCGCCUCAACUCACCUUAUUUAACAAUGAGCACUCACUUCUGAAAAUUCAGCUCUAGCUGGUAGCUUGAUUUGGAACAUUGUAGCUGGUCCUUAGCUGGUCGACCGGCUACCAUGU